Messenger RNA from Symsagittifera roscoffensis, 1629 nucleotides. RefSeq names its product probable peptidylglycine alpha-hydroxylating monooxygenase 1. Gene Ontology annotation, molecular function: copper ion binding; dopamine beta-monooxygenase activity. Bases 338 to 1573 code for a protein of 411 amino acids. The record is from RefSeq and is a predicted model, not a curated record. Lineage: Eukaryota; Metazoa; Xenacoelomorpha; Acoela; Convolutidae. The transcript has 2 exons.
AUGGAAUUAAAUAUUUAUACCACACCGUAUAGUCAAAAAUGACUUUUCUUGCAUUUUUCCACAGUUAUUUUCCAAAUGAAGCGCGCUUAUAUGCGAUCUUAAGCCAUAGAUAUCAGAUAACGCUCAGCUGUGAGAUAAAAAAAACUUCAUAUAAAAUUCUCGUGGAAUUUUGGUGCACAUCAAGUUCAUAUACGCUUUUGAAAUAGAUAUCAUUGUAGUCUUGCUGAGAUUUUUGACAUCUUCAUGAUGAAAAGUCAAUGAAAUUGAUUCCAUUUGAGAAGUUACAACGUGAACAAAAAAAAUAUUUUACGUUUUUGAAAUUUCAUUUGAUUUAAUCAUGCGCAAUUUCGAUACUCGUGCUUCAAUCAAGUACCAAAUUUUCCCGACCAGGGAUCCGUAUUCGUACAAACGCGACGACCAUUAUGUUGCCGACAACAUCGAGCCGAAAUGUUGCUGGGGCGGGGAGUUGUGCCUCAAAAUGCUCAUUUUAAUUACACUCUUAAUUCCAGUAGUUUUUAUUGCUACGCGACAUUUCUACCCCAAGAUUAAAGCCCUGAACGAGGAAAAAUUAUCAGUUACGAUUCAAAAUUUUAGACCUUACCAAAACGAUCAAUACAUUUGCGUUUCGCAUCAUUUGGACGAAGAUCAAAGUUAUUACGUCACAAAGUAUUCGACUUUGGAUCCGAACGCAGCUGCUCAUCAUAUGUUAUUAUACGCUUGUGAAAAACCUGUUUUCGAGCAUGGAAAAAUUUGGAGGUGCGGCCAUGUUUCGCCUGCUGAAGAUAAAAAACGUUUGCCAAUUGCAACGCAAUGCGGCGCUGGAGAAAGCGAGGUUAUUUUUGCCGAAGCUAUGCAAGCAGGGGCUUAUGAACUGCCUAAUAACGUAUCUUUCAAGCUAGGCCAAGGAACGAAGUAUAAAUAUCUAACCCUUCAAAUUCACUACGCCACUACUAACAAAUUCGACAAGGAUCCAAAUCUAACCGACAACUCAGGGUUGCAGCUGUCAUUGGCGAAAGAAGCGACAAAAUUCAAUGCCCAUACAAUGCUUAUAGCAAAUGGCGGGGGGCUCAUUUCGAAAGAUGAUGAUGUUACAAAUCUAGACAUUCUCUGUAAAAUAAUGGCGCCAAAUGAAAAAAUCACAAUGAAACCUUUUGCAUUUCGAACUCACGCCCACUCUUUGGGGCAAGUUAUAAGUGGUUAUACAAUAAGUACGAAAAACAAAACGGACUGGAAGCUAAUAGCAAGGAAAUCGCCUCAACUAAGGCAGACAUUUUACCCUAUUUUGAGGGAUGAUUCGAUUGAGAACAUGCAGGAAAUUGCUGUGAGGUGCUCGUAUAAAAACCCGACAGGUCACAAUGUGUACAUUGGGGCGACGAAGGCAGACGAGAUGUGCAAUCUGUACAUCAUGUACUACACAGAAUCGGGCAGUAAAAUGUGGAGCAGAUGUGCUAAUUCGUGGGAUCCAUACUACGCUUGGCACCAACUGGAUACACUUUUUAACCACAGCAGCCAUUUGACCCCGAAAGAAGUCACAGAGGUCAACAAACACAAAAAAAAUCAGCCGACUACAUAAAAUGCUAACGCUACAAACUUGUACAGAAGUGAAGAAGUAUCAAACUAAAUGAAACU